GUUUCAGCUUAUAUGUAAUGAUGAUGGUGAUGUUAUCCUAGUAUUGAAGCGUAACACAGAAAGCGAUCCUACGUUAGCGAGGAGAUAACUCACAUGAAAUUUUGGCGUCAGCUUCUGUUGGUUUUUGGACUCUCCCCAUGUCUUCCAUUUCAUCAUACUUCAGCGUCCCUUUGGGGUUAUAAUGAACAUCAAGCCAAAGCUUAUCGCUUGGCUAUCAAAACCUAUACUUUCUAGUGUUCCAAUUUCCUCAAAUGCCACUGAUACCGUGCUGAUCGACUUCAGUUCACCCAAUAUUGCGAAACCAUUCCAUCUUGGACAUUUCCGUGCCACCGUUACGGGGAACUUUAUUCGAAAUAUCAAUGAAGCAGUUGGGCACAAUGUGAUCAGUGUGAACUAUCUUGGCGACUGGGGAACACAGUUUGACCUACUCUCGUACGGAUGGAGAAAGUACGGUGUGGAAGAAAAGUUGGCUACCGAUCCAAUUUGUCAUCUGAAUGAGGUCUACGUUCGGAUAAAUGCGGAGGUUGGUAAAUCUGGUCCACCUGCAGAUGCUGCCCUCAAUCUGAUGCGUGAGCAAAGUGGAACUGUGGAUUCCAAACUGUGGUCACAUAUCAGAGCGUUAACGAUAGACCAUCUGAAGAAGACUUAUGCCCGAAUGAAUGUGCAAUUCACCGCCUACGAAUACGAGUCAGAUUCCGUGGGGUCAGCCUACCCUUUGGUCCAGCGGCUUUUGGAUUUAGGCAUCGCCUUUAGAGAUUGCGACGGGGCCGUUUGCAUUCCUGGAGGCACCUAUGACGGCGAAUCACGACGUAUUGUGCUACUCAAAAGCAAUGGUGAUACUCUGUAUCUGACACGAGAUCUUGCUACCGCUAUUUCCAGAUACGAACGAUACCAAUUCGAUCGCAUGCAUUACGUAGUUGGUCUGCCUUACCGAUUGCAUAUCCCGUUCGCUCGUGUUCAAGGUAUGAGCACUCGACAUGGGAAGGGUCUAUUCCUCUCAGAUAUUCUGGACACUGCACGUGAUAGUGUACUUCGGCGAAUGCAGAACUCGCAAACUACGCGAGCAUUCUCACACAGUGGCCAAUGUGACGAAACAGUAGCCGAUCACCUCGGAGUCACCGCCCUCACCAUAGAGAUGUUACGCAACAAUCGUCAAAAACCCAUCAGUUUAACGUCCUUUCUCGGUCAUCCACUUGUCGACGAUUCGGCAGCCCCUUCGCAAGACUGUAUUGGUUUGUCCGGACUUAGUCUACAAUACUGCCAUGCAAGACUGUGCAGUCUACAACAAAAGGCCACAAAUGUUGGUUUGGUCUCUCCAGUCGUGCAGGACGAUCCGGUCUCAUGGAAUCAUAUGAAUGAGGACCUAAUCCUGCGACUUGAUGCCGCUGUCCAGCAUCCACCGUCUAGCUCCUCGGAUCCUUCCUUUGCUGCCCUCUUCGAUCAUUUAUCCAGCCUCCCAGCCUCGGUGCAGUACGCCUAUACCCACUACGAAGCUUCUGCUAUUGUACAGUUUGCCACCAGACUAACCUCUUGCGUUAAUUCUGCUUGGAGACAUUUAGGUGUGCUGAACUGUACCGAUACUGCCGAACAGUUGAUCCGAUUGUCCAUUUUCAUGAUCUCACGCGAUGCGCUGUCCGCUUGCCUUCGCCUAUUGGGAAUACAUCCUCUAUGCGCCAUCUGA
This is a messenger RNA of Dicrocoelium dendriticum, 1681 nucleotides long. The record is from the annotation of a GenBank genome assembly. NCBI's taxonomy places the organism in Eukaryota, Metazoa, Platyhelminthes, Trematoda, Plagiorchiida, Dicrocoeliidae.